ACUCCGGUUUCUUGACAUUCUUUUUGAAUUGUGGUGCCCAGAAGUGGACACAAUAUUCCAGGAGUUGCUGAUGAUGAAGCAGUCAAGAUAGUUGUGAUUCCAUCUGGAGAGAUGGCUCAGAAAAACGGGGAAGAAAUGGAUGAGGUUUCACUGAAGAAUGAAAAGAUAUUCACUAAGAUGGGGUCAGAUCUCUGUCAGCAGAAAACUGAAGGCCAUUGUGAUGGAAAGGCAUCUUCAUCACCUCAGCUUCUUGGGGAGAAGAAAGAAGAAAAACUGGACUGUGAAGCUGGCAGCAUUUUGCCGAAGCUGGAAGUAGAAUGUGAGGUUGGAGAUGACUGUCCAAAUGUGAAAGCUCCAAAUCCUGUGCAGAGUGUUGAGCUGCUCCAAGAGGUAAAAGAGGAAGCAGAGGAGAUGGGACUCUUUAUACCAUUUGAAGAGCGAGAAGAGGGAGGGAAGAAAAAGAAGAGGAAAGCUACAAAGCGAAAAAGGGAAGGAAAAAGCCAGGAGGAAGAAGAAGGAGGGCCCUUGGAUUGCAACCUUAAACUAGAUGAUACCUUGGAUCGGACUUUGGAAGAUGGGGCAAAACAACACAACUUGACAGCUGUCAAUGUGCGAAACAUACUGCAUGAAGUGAUCACAAAUGAGCAUGUUGUGGCCAUGAUGAAAGCCGCCAUCAGCGAGACAGAGGACAUUCCUAUGUUUGAGCCCAAAAUGACUCGUUCCAAACUGAAGGAAGUGGUGGAAAAAGGAGUGGUAAUUCCUACCUGGAAUAUUUCUCCUAUCAAGAAGGCCAAUGAAAUCAAGCAGCCCCCUCAGUUUGUGGACAUUCCUCUGGAGGAAGAUGACUCCUCAGAUGAAGAGUACCAGCCAGAGGAAGAGGAAGAGGAUGAGACAGCAGAAGAGAGCCUGUUGGAGAGUGAUGUGGAAAGUACUGCCUCCUCACCUCGUGGAGCCAAGAGGUCUCGAACAAGGCAAUCUGCUGACGUGAUAGAGACAGAUGAGGAAGGCACUACACCAUUGGAGGCUGAGAAAGACACUACACUUCCCUUUCAGCGGCACAUUAGUGCUGAAGUCAUGCCUAUGGGACCUCCCCCACCACCCAAACCCAAGCAAAGCAAGGAUAGCACCUUCAUGGAGAAACUGCAUGCAGUGGAUGAGGAGCUGGCAUCAAGUCCUGUGUGUAUGGAUUCCUACCAGCCCCUGGAAGACAGCUUGAUUGCCUUCCGCACCCGAUCAAAGAGGCCCCUGAAGGAUGUGCCCCUUGGCCAGUUGGAGGCCGAGCUCCGUGCCCCAGACAUCACCCCGGAUAUGUACGACCCCAACACGGCUGAUGACGAAGAUUGGAAAAGGUGGCUUAGUGGCCUCAUGAAUGAUGACGUGGAAAAUGAAGAUGAGGCUGAUGAUGACGAUGAUCCUGAGUAUAACUUCUUGGAGGAUCUGGAUGAACCAGACACGGAGGACUUCAGGAAUGAUCGAGCUGUCAGGAUCACAAAGAAGGAAGUGAAUGAGUUGAUGGAGGAGCUGUUUGAAACGUUUCAGGAUGAGAUGGGCUUCUCCAAUGUGGAGGAUGAGGGACCAGAAGAUGAGGAUAGUGCUGCUGAGGCCCGGCCAAAUUUUAACACUCCACAGGUGCUCAGAUUCGAAGAGCCCUUGGCUAACUUGCUGAAUGAACAGCACCGGACAGUGAAGGAGCAGCUUGAACAACUGCGCAUGAAGAAGUCAGCUGCCAAGGUGCCCCAGGAGUUGGAAAGGUCCAAGUUGCGCAAUGAGAAGCCUGUGCAGGCCUUGACAUUGGAUGCAGGGCAGAGGAAGAGACUCCAGCAACAAAUGCAGCAGCAUGUACAGCUCCUGAUGCAGAUCCACCUUCUUAGCAGUGCCAAUCCAAGCCUGCACUCAGAAGCCAACACCACCCGCCUCUUCUUGACGGAACUGGAUACAUUUGCUCAGAGCUCCAUACUCCUCUCUCAGCCUCUGGGUCACAAAUUCCACACUGCCUUCCAGCCGUGCAACUUGAAGGAAGCCCUGCAGCUCGUUGCAGACUUUCAUUCUGACAUCAAAAUUGAAUGGAGUCCCCGCAAAGCCAUAAAGAAGAAUGAUCAGCCUUCUUCAACUCAUUUGUCUUCAGAGGUGGUAAACUGCAAGUCCCAUCACCCACAGUGCAUGGUCAGUGGCUGUGGGCAGGGGAUUAUUGGAGCUGUCACAUCUGGAGGACUCUGGGCUGUAGAAUACUACAUUGUCUCUUUUUGGUGUUUGAUUUUAUUGUGUCAAUAUUUUUUUUCAAAUUGUCUCUGUUGUAUAUUGUUAAUUUCAACAAGUUGCAUCCAGGCUGAGGAUUCUCAUGAGAUCCCAUAUUAUAAGACGACAAAGCAAUUGCCUGUCUUCUCCAGACUCUGUGAGGAGGUCCAGCCUAGUGAUUGGAAGCCCCCCAUAGAAUAUGAAGAACAUCGCUUGCCCUUCUGGUUGAAGGCCAGCUUGCCAUCCAUCCAAGAGGAGCUGGAGAAAAUUGCGGGGAAGGUGUCAAGGUGUGCCACCCCAGAAUGUGAACCUGUCAAGGCAGGAAGAGAGCCUGCAGAACCAGGGCAUGGUGACAAAUAUCCCCUGAGCAUGCCUGAGGGUUUGCAGUUGAUCCUCAGGCCUCUGAACAGCCGAUUUUGUCGGAAGGCCUGGAGACGCCAACGACCUUCUACUGCCAAGCCCCUACCCGUCCGGCCUGGCCUUUGCUUCCCUCCCACCAGCACCAACAGCUUUUUCAAAAUGGCUGCCAAACAUCCUCAGCCACAAACCUCGCCCAGCAAAGGGGCCAGCCGUGUUCCACGCUUGAUCCAACCUGCACCAGUCAUGCAGCCUUUGCCAGGAGUCCAGCACAUAAACUUACAGCCUGCCAUAGGGAACAGUGCUAGCUUUGAGCUCCGAGGCAUGUUUUCCGCUCAGCAUCCAGACCCCAGGGCCUGCUUGGCUCCCACUGUGCCCCAGAAUUUGAUCUCCACUCUGCCAAUAGCGUUUCAGCCCAAGAUGAUACUUCCAACACUCCCAGCAUCAAGAAUACGGAAACCAGGAACUCCCAGGGGAUGUCAAAAAAAGAAGCUCCCCCGAGCUACCCCCUUGCUCAAGGCUGCCCCUUUGCUCCAGUCAACUCCAGUCAUCUUCACUGUCCCGACUGGGGCUGUGAAAGUGGUUGGUAUUGCCAACAGUUGUAAUAUGUUGCAGCCUUUGACUGCAACCCCAACAGGAAGACCGCCCCAACCCAUUCCCAUCACCACUCUCCUGGUGAACCCUGCCCCUUUCCCAUGUCCACUGAGUCAGCCACUGGCAGCCCCUCCAGCUCCUUCUUUGGUGGUCUCUUCCAGCUCUUCUGCCCCUCCUGCUUCCAUGGUUGUGAGAGCAGCCAGGAGUCCACCUGCAGGUCCCAUUCUGGCAGAAGCCAAAACAGAGCUGCAGGAGCUGUCCUCAUGCACAGCAGUCUCUGCCGAAAAGGACAGUGGGCUCUGGUCCUCUGAUCCCAACUCGAGUGUACAACUAGAAGUCUCCAUCCGGGCCUGUGCAGAGAGGACAGAAGAGAGUCCGUCUGAGCUGCCAGCCACACCUUUCUCACCUUUGGCAAAUGCAGCAGAGAAUGAGAAGGCUGAAUUUGAAGAAGAAUCCAGUGAUGCUCCUCAGGAAGCUACCCCCAUUCCAGAGAUGCCAAGUUCUUUGGGCCUUCCACCCAAAGAAGAACUGGUACUGGAUCUUGGGCAGGAGUUGGACAUAGAGCCUCCUCUUGAGUGUGCAAAUGAGCCUAAGAAAAAUCCGAGCAAGCAGAGCUCUUGUGAGAAUGGGAAGGGAGGCCUGGGGGCACAUGAGCCACACCUACAAGGGACAGGAACUGCAAGCAAACAAAACAUGGUAUCUCCCAAAGUUACCUGCAAUUCCACGGCCAGUGAGUCUGACUUUAGGGGCUCCCAGACAAAGCCAGAAGAUGAGUCCAGUGCGGAGGCCUGUGCCAUGGGGCUGCCAGUCAGCCAGGAGACAGCAGCCGAGAAAGACGGACCGGAGGAAGAGGAAGAGGAAGACUUUGAUGAUUACAUUCAAGAUGAAGAAGAUGAGGAAAUGUCAUCUGCUUCGGAGGAAUCAGUGCUUUCAGUGCCAGAGCUUCAGGAAACAAUGGAGAAGCUGACAUGGCUUGCAUCUGAGAGGCGCCUGAGCCAAGAGGGGGACUCAGAGGAGGAGAAUUCCCAGGAGGAGAACUCUGAGCCAGAGGAAGAGGAGGAGGAGGAGGAGGAAGGGGAAGGGGAGAACCUGGAGAAUCUGCAAAAAGAGGAUGAAAUAACAGAUGAAGUAACAGAUCCUGGAGACAGCCCUGCAUUGUCUCUCACCUUGACAUGCUCUGCCCCAGAAGUGGAGCCAAGUAGCACCCCAUCAGGUGAAAAUGCCAAAGCACCAGGGAAAAGUCGAAACUCUUACCGAGCUCGAGCCAAGCGAGGCCGGACUCGUGCCAGCAAGGACACCUCCAAGCUGCUGCUCCUCUAUGAUGAAGACAUCCUGGAGCGAGACCCUUUGCGGGAACAGAAGGACUUAGCCUUUGCACAGGCUUAUCUAAGUAGGGUACGUGAAGCAUUGCGGAAUGUGCCAGAGAAGUAUGAAGAGUUUCUCCGCAUCAUCUAUGAGUUUGAGAGUAACGUCCAGAAGCAGACAGCUGUUGACCUCUAUGCUGAGCUGCGUAAUGUGUUGCAGGAGUGGCCUCAGCUUCUCACGGACUUUGCAGCCUUCCUCUUGCCUGACCAAGCCCUGGAGUGUGGCCUGUUUGAGGAACAGCAGGCCUUUGAGAAGAGCCGGAAGUUUCUCCGGCAGCUGGAGAUCUGCUUUGCUGAAAACCCUUCUCACCACCAGAAGAUCAUUAAAGUGCUCCAGAGCUGUGCUGAAUGUCUGCCCCAGGAAAUAAUGGAGCUGAAAACCCAGAUGUGGCAGUUGCUGAAAGGGCAUGAUCACCUGCAGGAUGAGUUCUCAGUCUUCUUCGAUCACUUGCGCCCUUCGUCCAGCCGCUUGGGAGAUUUUGAGGAAAUUCACUGGAUGGAGGAAAAAGAUUAUGAGUUUGAUGGAUUUGAAGAAGUCUCCUUGCCAGAGGUAGAAGAGGAGGAAGAACCCCCCAAAAUCCACACCGCCUCAAAAAAUAAGAGGAGGAAGGAACUUGGGAUCCAGAACACGGACAAGGAAUCUGAGUGGCCAGACGGGAUUAAGGAGUGCUUCUGCUCUUGCCAUGAAGGGAGCAGUGACCUCAGGAUGAAGCGGAGCAAGCGAAGAACCUGCAGCCAUUGCAUCAGCAAGGCAGCAGAUGGCAAGUUCUUCAGGAAUAAAGACCACCAGGAGCUUGCAGAAAGCGUUGCCCAACAGGACGCGAGUCCCUGUCAUGAAGGAAAGGACCCUGCAGAAGAGGGACCGGAGCAGAGAGAAGAAGGGGACCUCCCCCAGAACAGGAUGCGGUCAACAGUCAGGAAAGCAGAUUUUUCAGGAGCAGGUUCUCGUGUGGAAGGAAAGCCACCCUCUUGCAAAGAAAUUUCUUCAGGAGGUACCCUGUCAUGCAGCCGGACUGCUGAACCAUGCUCUUUACCAGGUUCUCCCAAUACAAAGAAGGCUGGUGAUGUGGGCAAACAGUAUCCUCCUAAUGUUGCUAUGUCUCCCAUCCCACAGACACAGAGAGGCUUACUGCUGAAACCACCUCGACCCAAAAAUGGCUCUUCCUCCACAGGAGGGGGAAAUGAAAUCGCAGUUGGUCUGAGUAGUGAAGAACUGUCUUCGGGCCUUUGCAAAGAAAUGUUGGAGCCUGUACCAUUAGAUAAAAAAUGGACAGAAUCCCUUGCCUCUGAAUCCAGCAUCCCAGAGGAACCUAUCAUUCCCACUCAAUCCCAACUCCAGAACACAGAGGCAGAUAGAUGGCCUGCCUCUGUGGAGCUCAGAUCCAGUGGGAAGGAGAUAAGGGGUUCAUACUCCAAAGACUCUGGGCUGAAAGCAAUGGGAACAAUUGAGGGCUUGCAGACUGAAGCAGAAGUAUCUACAGGCUGUAGUUCAUGUGUCCUGGCUGCUGGUAAAAAAGGGAAAACUACUCAGGGCUGUUUACAGGAGCUUCUGCCUGCAGCAGGAGGCAGGGAAUGCUCCAUCUUGUUGCGGGGAGAUGAUCUGCAGCAGAGAGCAGUUGAAGCCACAGUGUGUGCCAAGAACAUCAAAGUCAGCUCCACGGGGGAAAAAGUUGUCCUGUGGACCAGAGAGGCUGACCGGGUCAUUCUGACCACCUGCCAAGAGCAAGGAGCCACACCUGACACAUUCAAUGCCAUCUCGCAGCAACUGCACAAUAAAACAGCAGAGGAGGUUGCUCACCGGUUCAGGGAGUUAAUGACGCUGUUCCACACGGCUUGCGACAUCAGCUCAGAAGACGAGGAAGAUGGAAUGAGCACCAGCAACACUGAUCAUCUGUCAGAUAAAGAGCCAGUCCUUUCUGAAGAGGAGCAGGAGGAACCAUGCUUUUAGGCACAAACAAUGAUAAUCUGAGUUUAAGUAAGGAGUGAGAGAUUUUGGAUUAUGAGAACCUCUUAUAUCCGCCUCCUUAAAUCUUACGGAAGCAACCUUGAGUGACAUUCCUCUCCUUACCCCUUAAAAAGAUGGGAAGGGAUGGGAGUUAUGCAGGGUGCAUUCACUCAGAACAGCUGAUGUAAAUAUUUUAACUGUAGGGAAAUGAAUAAAUUGUCUUCAGUGAAAUUCAGGAUGAAUAUUUAUUGUGCACUUCUAUUUUAAGGAAUAAAAACCAUUCCAUUG
Molecule: messenger RNA, 6783 nt
Organism: Sceloporus undulatus (fence lizard)
Lineage: Eukaryota; Metazoa; Chordata; Lepidosauria; Squamata; Phrynosomatidae
Product: GON-4-like protein
Exons: 32
Coding region: 112-6498 (2128 amino acids)
Biological process (GO): regulation of DNA-templated transcription
Cellular component (GO): nucleus
Molecular function (GO): transcription coregulator activity
Source: RefSeq, a predicted model, not a curated record